AUAGGUUAGUAGCUCCAUCCCCCCAAAACAGCCAGACGAUGGCAGCGGUGGAGCAGCAGGACGCGAGCGCGCGGUACUUUGCCCGGCCGAAAAAGAUACCGCUCCCGACCAACUACCGGAACGCGAUCAAGUACGUCCGGCUGGCGAUCGAGGAGCAGCGCAACGUGCAGGAGCUGCUCGACCAGGACCGGCACUUCCGGGUGGGUCGCACAAUCGUGGGCCGGGUGUUGAGCAACUGGCCCAAAAUCGAGGCCGUCUAUGCGAGCCUCGACCUGGCGGCGAAGGAGCCGCGCCUGAACCCGUGGCUGGCGAAGGUGCUGAUCAGCGAGCUGCUGUUCGGGAGCGGCCGGCUGGUCGGCAACUCGCUGCCGGUCGAGUGCGUGCUGCAGUACGAGCAGCAGGUGCACGGCGCCCACAAGGAGCUGCUGGAGAAGAUGCCGGCCGCGGGCCACGUCAAAGAGCCACGGUUCGUGCGCAUCAACACGAACGUGCUGGACCUGGAGGGCGCGAAGCGCCUGCUGGCCGAGGAGCAGUGGAUGCUGGUGGAGGAGCGCUUCGCCGACUACGGUGCGUUUAUCGAGCGCGUCAAAACGCUCGCCGACGCGGAGUACAUGGAGGACUUUCACUUUCCCGAUCUGCUGGUGUUCCCGAACAGUGCCAAAUCAUUCUGGUCGCGGGCCACGCACCUGCACGACCAGUUCCUGCUGCAGAACAAGGCCUGUCUGCUGCCGACCUAUCUGCUGAAGCCGAGCAAAAAGUCCGUCGUGCUGGACAUGUGCGCGGCGCCCGGCCUGAAGACGACGCAUCUCGCCUGCCUGAUGAAGAACCGGGGCCGCGUCUACGCGGUGGAGCGCCACGAGAAGCGAUACCAGACGCUGUGCCAGUACGCCAGUGCGUUCGGCGUGAUCAAGACGAUCCACAGCGACUGUCUCGACCUGACCGACGAGCAGCUGCCGGGCGUCGAGUUCGUCCUGGUCGAUCCGAGCUGCUCCGGGUCGGGCAUGCUGCAGCGCCAGAUCGUGCCGGAACCGGUCGACCAGGAGCGGCUGUUCAAGCUCGCCGGCCUGCAGUACAAGCUGGUGUCGCACGCGAUGAACGCGUUCCCGGCCGUGCGCCGCAUCGUCUACUCGACCUGCUCGCUGCACGAGGAGGAGAACGAGCAGGUGGUGCAGGGCGUGCUGCGGCACAACGGCCACUUCCGGCUGCUGGACGCGCGCAAGGAGCUCGGCAAGGAGUGGCCGAACGUCGGCUCGCCCGACUACCCGGACAUCGGCGAGCGCUGCCUGUACGCGAAGACGGUCGACGAUCUGACGAUCGGCAUGUUCGUCGCCGUGUUCGAACGGUGCCCGGAGGGGGUGCAGAACGAGGUGUAUCUGGCACACGAGAAGCAGAAGGAAAGCUACGAGCGGAUGCACUGGUACAGCGACAAGGCGGAAAGGGCGCUGGCCGAGGCAAGGGGCAAACACCAGCGCACGUAUCGGACAAGUGAGCGGGGGGAGGGAGAACUGUACGGGCAGGCAGAGGCGGAUGCACUGAAGGUUCCAGAGCGGAGCGUACAGGAGCAAGGGGUACAGGAGGCGAAUGGGCUGGAAAAUGUAGAAGUAGAGGGGAAUGGUGUAUCCAAGACGAAGAAAAAACGGAUAAAGAAAGAGAAGGAAGAGGAAGAAAAUGGGUUGGAAAAUGUAGAAGCAGAGGUGAAUGGUGAAACCAAGACGAAGAAAAAACGGCCAAAACAAGAUAAGGAAGAAGAGGAAAAUGUGCUGGAAAAUGUAGAAGCGGAAGUGAAUGGUGAAACCAAGACGAAGAAAAAACGGUCAAAGAAAGAGAAGGAAAAGGAGGAAGAUGGAUUGGAAAAUGUAGAAGUAGAGGGGAAUGGUGAAUCCAAAACGAAGAAAAAACGGAUAAAGAAAGAGAAGGAAGAGGUGGAAAAUGUGCUGGAAAAUGUAGAAGUAAAGGUGGAAGUUGAAGGCAAAGUGCAGAAAAAACGGAUAAAGAAAGAGAAGGUAAAGGAGGAGAAUGGCCAGCCUGACGGGGAGACAGCAGAAUACCAUAUGCAGCGAAAUGUUGAGUUGGACGUUGAAAUUAAAUCAGAGAAAAAGCGAAAGAAGAAAGAGAAGCUUCAGGAACAGAAUGGGCACCAUGAGGUACAGGAACAACCAGUAGGAGAGCAGGAGGUGAAAGAAGAACUCACAGAAGCAGCAACAGCAAAAAAGCGCAAAAAAAGCAAGAAAAGGAAGACUACCGAAGGAGAGGAGCCAACGGUGCAGCAGGAAGGUACGGAGACGACGGAAAAGGUUAAAUCCAAAAAGCGGAAGAAGGUGGAGCAGUGAGUGAAGUCAAUUCAUCCAAUGAGUUGACACUUGUUUUGUACAGGAUUCUCUCACUCUCUCUCAAAGGUACUAUAAGAGUAAGCUGUUAACAGUGAACUUUUGCGAAACCAACCGGAUUUUGGUUUUCUAUACAAAUAAAACACGUUUGCCAGCA
Messenger RNA from Anopheles coluzzii, 2484 nucleotides. RefSeq names its product 28S rRNA (cytosine-C(5))-methyltransferase (gene Nsun5). Gene Ontology annotation, cellular component: nucleolus. The record is from RefSeq and is a predicted model, not a curated record. The coding region runs from base 39 to 2330 and encodes 763 amino acids. The transcript is spliced from 3 exons. NCBI's taxonomy places the organism in Eukaryota, Metazoa, Arthropoda, Insecta, Diptera, Culicidae. Gene Ontology annotation, biological process: rRNA base methylation. Gene Ontology annotation, molecular function: methyltransferase activity.